AGCGUCUGCAGAAAAUAUUUUCGCAUAUGUCUCAGAUAUCAAAUACAGUUUUAUUACAGUGCAUUUGAACUUUAAACCAUUCGCUGAGUGUUGAAAUACGGUUUCAAUUACUUUGAGUCGAACUUCGAUCCUCUUGAGUUGCGGUUCUCGUGUUUCAAUUUCACAAUUCUGUAUCCUCGAGGUUUCGCGGGUUGCCAAAAUGGUAAUAGAUCAAGUUCACGGCCUCCAGGCCACGUCUAUGAGCCUGAAUGAAAGGUUCACCAUGUUCGCGGCGUCUCCGGCGCCGGCUCGGCCUCGCACGCCGCGGCGGAGGCCUUCGACCGGCGGCUUCUAUAGUGAUAACAUGAACAGGAACCUGAUUGAGCAGAUCGCCCGCCGUUUAGAGCAACAGGCUAAACGGCAAGCCCUCCGCCAAAGACUCGGUGUUGGCGCGGGGGGGCUCAGGCGUUUUGGUAGCGAGAGCAGCUUAGCAGGGCUUCGACGCUCUAACAGUUUUGGAGACCUGAGCCAGCGAGGAAUCAAGAGCAGGAUUUCUUGGAGACAGUCCAAUGGGAACCUCAAUCGCUCGACAUCUUUCGGGAAUCUGUCUGGUGGGGUGUGGCGAGGCCGAGGCUUGCGCGGUCUGAGAUGGCGCGUCGGCAAUCGGGUGCUCCGCGGACGACUGAGAGGCGGCGCUCACUUCGGACGAGUCAGCCGCGUCGGUAGCCGCCCGCUGCGGGGCCGCGGGGUGGGGCGGGGGCGGGGCGCGCGCGCGCGCGGGCGCGGGCGCGGGGACACAGCGGCGCCGGGCGCGGGGAGGGGCCGAGCGCGCGGAGCGGCGAGGGGACGAGGACGAGGUGGCAUAUCCCGCCAGGCGCCAAAACCGGUACCCACAAAGGAGGAGCUGGACCUCCAACUAGACCAAUACAUGGCCAGCACUAAGUCCGCCCUGGACAAGGAACUCGACACUUACAUGAAAAAUGCCAUGGAACUCGAGUGAAGUGACAGUGAUUAACAUAGAUUACAGUAACUAUACAUACGUCUGGGCGAGCAUAGCAAUACUAUCCAAUCGUUUAACGUAACAUCAUGCCAACGUUUUUAAUAUUUUAUGUGUAUAAAACCUAGAACUAGACCAAUACAUCAUCAUCAUAUCAGCCCUUUAUCGCCCACUGCUGAGCAUAGGCCUCUCUUCUAGUACGCCACUGUAUCCCGGUCCUGAGCUAGUCUCAUCCAGUUGUGACCCGCAAUUUUCCGGAUGUCGUUCACCCAACGAGCUAAUGGAUAAAAAAAGGUAUAAAUACAUGGCAGGUACUAAGUCUGCUUUGGACAAAGAGCUGGACACUUACAUGAAAAAUGCCAUGGAACUUGAGUGAAGUGACAGUGAUUAACAUAGGUUACAAUAAUUAUACACAUCUGGGCGAGCGUAGCUAUACUACUCAAUUGUAAAAACCACUUGUAAACUCUAAUGGCAAUUUAGUGGGUGUAAAAGUUGCAACUAGACUUACUAGACCAAUUACAUGGCCGGCACUAAGUCCGCCUUGGACAAGAAACUCGACACUUAUAUGAAGAGUGCCAUGGAACUCUUAGUUAAGUGACAGAUUUACUAGGGUCUCUGAGCUAUGAAAGUUGCGAACUUGAAGGGUUCAUCAAAUCAGUAUCAAAUUAAAUUGAAGGAAGCUCCUUCCAUACAAAAUAUAAUACAUACAUAAGGAAGGGCUCCCUCUCAGCGUCUCGCGAGCGUAGCGUUGGGCUCACUGUAUGGCGACGUCGACGCGGCGUCUUUUUCCAUACAGUUGGCCCGACGCUGCCCUAAACUCACGCCUCACGCCUGUAUUUCCGGAAAUGGAACUGCUGACGUGUCAGUGCCACUCUUAGCAAUUAAGGGGUUGAAAGAAGAGAAAAUUGUGAUAAUGUAGUGACAGGUUCCUCACCUAUAUCCCACAGUAGACGUCUACUAUACCCACAGGAGGAAAGGGGGUGGUAAUAUUCUUAACCUGUCACAGUUAAAUAUUAUUAUUAUUAUUACUGAUAUAUAAAUGACCUGCCUAGGAUUUGAACCCAAGACCAUCCGUUUUACUUCUUCAAGUAUUGCUAAACUUGCCCAGUUGCCUAUUUUUCAAACGCGUCAUCUGAAUAAAAUACUGUAAUCUAUGUAAAGUGAAAAAGUGACUGAAAUAAAAACAUAUACAUAAGGACUCAUUGAAAAUUGACAUAGUGUUUAAGGAUAGUGUAUAUUUAGUUUUUUUUUUGUUUUUUGUGAUAAAGAUAACAGAAAUUUAUAUUAUGAAAAUACUAGUGUGGUUUUAACACUAAAAAUAAGUGUUUUCAAUCCUAUGUGAAAAUCAAAAACUAAGUAUUUCUACGCUACAAGAUUCAAUAAUAACAACGAUUAGUUUAUUCUAUAUACAUCAAAAAACGGGAUAUAGUUUUGAGUGUCAACUUUACUGUGAAUAUAUUUCGCCAGGUAUGAUUAUUAGUAAAUUGAGUAAAUAUCUGUAGUUACUAGUUUUAUCCUGAUUUGUAACUACUUACUAUAUGAAACUAUUCAGAAAAACGUUUUGAUUUUAGUGUUCUAAUAUAGAAAACAGGAUUUAUUACAUUUUCUAUAUUAGUCUACAUACCUACUAAAAUAUAUACAGUAAAGUACUGUGAAUAUUUUCAUGAAAAGACAGUUAAGAUGGCGUUGUUGUGGCCUAGUUGUCAUAUAAACUACGGACGGUCAAGCAAAGUUUGUCCCUAGAAAGGUGGCAAAUUAAAAAAUGUAAGGGCGUAGCUUCAUUGUCCCAUAGAAAAUAUGAAUUUCGCACAUCUUUUAGUGACAAAAUUUACUUGACGGUCUAUAAAUAUAUUAGAGUUGGCGAAUAAAGUAUAGAGCGCCAUCUAUACUAGCAAAAAAUAAUUAAUUAUGAAUUUGCCUUGGCCUUUACACAUAAUACAGCAGCGGCUGGUCCAUACAAGCCGAUUCCCACCGGCUUGCCUAAAAUUGAUUACUAUUAAAGUACCUAAUGUAAAGGUAGGUUUCUUUUUGUUUUGGUGUUGCCUAGCUGAAAUUUUCACCAGCCGCCACCGAUAAGUACAAUGAAUGAAUCCUUGGUUAGAAAAUAUAAAAAAAUUGUAUUUCACUACAAUACACAAUAAUACACAUACGUAAAAGUUUGACAUUAUGUGACAAGCUGUUUAGUUAAGGGUCCCCCCACAUCUAGCGUCUCGCGAGCGUAGCGUCGGCUCAACUGUAUGAAAAAAGAUGCCGCGUCGGCGCAACGUCGGCUUUGUCAUACAGUUAGCCCGACGCUAUGCUGGCGAGACGCUAGAUGUGGGAGGGGGGGUGGGGGGCUAAACAGGAAAAUUUAACUAUGGAUUAUGAAGGGUAGAGGUAAGGAGAAGUGGACGGCUCACUCCGCGAUUCUAUCGCCGCGCUACAAGUACAUGCCGGGGGCCGCGAGUUCGCGGCCCAUUCAGUGGUGACGACCUUCGCUUGGUGCGAUAGAAUUCAAUGUCGGCUGCUCGCGUGCACUCCGUUUGUUAAUGUAGUUAAGAAUUUAGAAUGGCGGCAUUUUGUGAAUAUCAGAGGAGUGAGCCUUCUGUACUUGUACUAUUAUAUAUUCUGUGGUUUCAUACACAGGAUGUUCUUACCUCUACCCUGCAUACUAUGGACACUUAUAUGAACAUAAUGUAAAUAUUGACAAAUGUCAGUGUAGGAUAAGUAAUACAUUUGUUGUUUUCAUUAAACGAAAGUACGUUUUCUA
Leguminivora glycinivorella is the source of this 3725-nucleotide messenger RNA. Its product is annotated as chromatin target of PRMT1 protein. The coding region runs from base 200 to 979 and encodes 259 amino acids. The transcript is spliced from 5 exons. The record is from RefSeq and is a predicted model, not a curated record. Lineage: Eukaryota; Metazoa; Arthropoda; Insecta; Lepidoptera; Tortricidae.